AUGCAGGGUGGGCAGGCGGAUGAAAGUCUCGGAAAGAGUCAUCGGAGACGCCGCACUCUUGUUUCUGCAACGGAGUAUUGGUUAUGUAUCUGUGAUUUCACAGUAGAAAGGGUCAUGGUCACACCUGUUGCUAUUAGCGAGACGUAGUCGCGAUAUGUAAGGGGAAACGGAUCGCAGUCCCUUCAACAGUCUUCGCAAAACUGUAUCGUCGAUGUCUUCUGAAGUGUACGCCGGGUCGUGCAGUAGCCACUGUAUGUUGCUGUGAUCGCUCUCGCGAGUGUUAUGAUAUGUCCUGCGCGUAAUAAAUAAAAGGAUGCACGAACAGAUUUCGCAGUUGAAAGAGUCAUGUGCACAGCUGUUGCUAACACGCGAUACAUAAGAGCACGCGAUACAUAAUAGUUUAAGUAACAGCCGGCAGGGCAGUAGAGCACCGUAUGACUGAUAGCAUAGCAUGUAGAUGUAUAUGUGAUUUCAGCGUAGAAAGGGUCAUGGUCACACCUGUUGCUAUGAGCGAGUCGUAGUCGCGAUAUGUAAGGAUAUACGGAUCGCACUCCAUACAACAGCCUUCGCAAAAACUGUGGUGGAUUAAAUAAUGAAACAAACAAUUUUUAGUGAAUUCCAAUGUGUAAACGUCUCACCUUCCUUGAACGGACAGGAAAUGAGGUCCAAACAUCCUCUUUAACUCUCCGUCUUCGACGCACAUAGCGCAGAAGUUCGAGGAUGAGUUAUAUUUGCGAUCCAUUCGACGGAAUCUUUGAAAUCGUUCCGCGUUCCCUUGAUAAAGUGGGACGAGCUCUCUUGGUGGCGGUGGUAGGGGUGUCAAGACCAAUUGUCCGUUACUGCAGCAAAUGCCACGAGAUUCACCUGUAGAAGCACAGGUGGUUGGCGUGUCAUUUACUAUAGUUGUAAGCUAUGUCUUAUAAGAACAGACGAGAGUAAAUGAUCGGCGUGAGGGGAGAUUGAAUUUGACAGUUUGAUGGAUAUAUGCCGGGAUAUAGCAAUGUUGGAAAACUCACCUUUGAACAAGUGAGCACCGCAGUGUUGGCAUGGGGAAGCAAUAUCAACGAUGAUGUUGGCAGCCCGUUGUGCGGUGUUGAUGAUGUCGUUCCGAGCAUCCAGCGUAAAUGCUCUCUGUUCUUCGUUGCACUCUGGACGAAGCAGAGGUAGUUCCCACAACUGAGAGAUGGAGGUGGACAUGUUAGGACUACGCACGUAUGUGACAUGUUGCUCUUGAAUUUGUCCCCCGCGACUCCUUCCAUCACGUGAAUUUCUGCGACAAUUGAGUGUUUCGUUCCUCCUCGCGCGUCGAAGUCGUUGUUGUUCGUUGCGUCGGUUCUGUUGAGCUCUCGAGUAUUGUUGUGUUGACGGCAUCUGAAACGGCAGUGGACGUGUGUCGGUGUGCCGCGUAUAAUUGCGGCGGAAAUGUAGAUACGUAGAUGCGUAGAUGCGUAGAUGCGUACUGUAGAUGCGGGUAAACAUAAUAUGCGGCGAAAAUUUGAUUGGCGAGCGAGGUUGUCUGCAGAAAAUCGGUAUAUUUGCCCGUAUGCGGCAGCGAGCAUGGGGCAUCUGAAUGCUGUAAAUCUGCAGUGAGCAUGGCCAAUCGUAACUACUUGUCAUGUUGUGACGACGUUUGAUGAAUGCAUAAAGGGUGGCGAUGUUUGUGUUGUGUAAUGUCACGUCCAUGCGCGUCGAUGCAUGCAGAACGUGUACGUGGAUGUUGGGAAGCACACAGCGGCUGAGGUCUACUUUUGCGAAGGUGUCAAUGUCGGUGUCAUAAUGAGCAAGGCGUCAUUCCAUUCGUAGGUCUCAUAAACUGCACGUGAUGAACGCACUUGCGUGGUUUCAAGUCGUGAAAUGGAGUAUUGGGCGAGAGAGGUCAAAAAAUAUACGAAAAAAAAAAAAUUCUAACCCCGUAUGCAGCGAAUGCAUUCAUUAAUCAAGAUGUAGGACUCAUUAGACGAAUCGUGAUAUAAUAUAUA
Messenger RNA from Ectocarpus sp. CCAP 1310/34, 1979 nucleotides. Lineage: Eukaryota; Phaeophyceae; Ectocarpales; Ectocarpaceae. The record is from the annotation of a GenBank genome assembly.